This is a messenger RNA of Penicillium soppii, 3132 nucleotides long. Its product is annotated as putative mitochondrial translation initiation factor IF-2. NCBI's taxonomy places the organism in Eukaryota, Fungi, Ascomycota, Eurotiomycetes, Eurotiales, Aspergillaceae. Bases 1 to 3132 code for a protein of 1043 amino acids. The transcript is spliced from 3 exons. Gene Ontology annotation, molecular function: GTPase activity; GTP binding; translation initiation factor activity. The record is from RefSeq and is a predicted model, not a curated record.
AUGGCACCCAAGAAGAAGGGAGGCAAGAGACAAGAGGAGGACUGGGAAGCUGAUCUUGGCGAGUCAGCUCCCACUGUCGAAGCUCCCACUGAAGAGGCUCAAGGAGACAAUGAGGAGGCCCCGGUCGGCGGCCUCAUGGCUGCUUUAAGAAAAAACAAGGCCAAGAAGGCUAAAAAGAACAAGGACAAUGACUUCGUUGAGGGAGAGGACCCUGCUGCGGGAGUUGACUUGGCCAGCAAGCAGCCUGAGGAGGGUAACUUCGAUGACGACGAUGUUUUUGCCGGAAAGAAGACCAAGCCCAUCAAGGAUAUCGUCAAGCCUGCCGUGGAAGAGCCUGAGGCCGGCGAGUUCCGGGUAAAGAGUAAAAAGGAGAAGGAGCGCGAGAAGAAGGAGAAGGAGAAACAGCGAAAGAAGGAGCAGGCCGCCACAAAGAAAAAGCUCACCCCUGCCCAAGAAAAGGCCGAGUCCAAGAAGACUGCUGCCGCCGAGGCCAAAAAGGAUGAGGCCGCUGCCGCCGCACCUACACCUGCCGCUGACACUGGCAAGAAGAAGAAGCUCCCUCCCCACCUGGCAGCUCUUCAGAAGCAACAGGAACUCCUGCGCCAACAGCGCGAGGAAGCGGAGCGUCUCGCGGAAGAGGAAAAAGCUGCUGCUGCCAAGCAGAAGCUUCUUGAUGAAGAGGAAGAGAAGAAGCGGGCUGAGAUUCGUGAGCGCAAGAAGGAGAGGGAGCGUGAGAAGAAGGAACAGCUCCGCAAGGAAGGCAAGCUCCUCACCAAGGCCCAGAAGGAGGCCAAGGAGCGCAAUGAACUUCGCAUGCAGCAGAUGUUGGCUGCUGGAGGCAAGGUCGCUGGUCUGGAGAACAAUGGCGAAAAGAAGCGCGCCCCUGUCUACGAGAACAAGAAGAAGAGAGCAGGCAAGAAGCAGGAGGAGGACCUCGAGGCUGCCGCUGCUCGCGCUCAGGCCCAGCGAGAGGCUGAAGAUGCCCGCCGCAAGAAGGAGGCUGAGGAGAAAGCCAAGGCCGAGGCUGCCGCUGCUGCUGCCGCCCCCGAAGCCGAUGAUGCCGUCGAAGACUGGGAGCAGGCUGCCGAUGAGGAUGUUAAGGACAGCUGGGAUGCCGAAACAGACGAAGAAGAGGAGAAAUCCGCCGAGACACCCACGGCUGCCCAAGCUCAAAAGGAAGAUGCUAAGGACGAAUCAGAGUCUGAGUCCGAGGAUUCCGAUUCCGAUUCCUCCGAAGACGAAGAACAGUCUGCAACUCAAAGGGCUAUUCAGGCCAGAAAGGCCGAAGCCGCUGAACGUAGAAAGAAGCAGCACGAGGAGGCCCUGGCAGCUCGUUCAAAGGAUGAUCUCCGUUCUCCCAUUUGCUGUAUUCUUGGUCACGUCGAUACUGGUAAGACUAAGCUGCUUGACAAGAUCCGCCAGACCAAUGUCCAGGAGGGUGAAGCCGGUGGUAUUACCCAGCAGAUCGGUGCCACUUACUUCCCCGUCGAUGCUCUGCGCACCAAGACACAGGUUGUCAACAAGGACGGCAAGUUCGAGUUCAAGAUCCCCGGUCUUUUGAUUAUCGAUACCCCUGGUCACGAGUCUUUCUCCAACCUGCGUUCAAGAGGUUCAUCCCUUUGCAACAUUGCUAUCCUGGUUGUGGAUAUUAUGCACGGUCUUGAGCCCCAAACUCUUGAGUCCAUGCGUUUGCUGCGUGACCGCAAGACUCCUUUCAUCGUCGCAUUGAACAAGAUUGAUCGUCUUUACGGCUGGAAGAAGAUUGACAACAACGGCUUCGAGGACAGUUUGAACAUGCAGAACAAGGGUGUGCAGAACGAGUUCCGCACUCGUCUCGAAGCCACCAAGCUUGCUUUCGCCGAGCAAGGAUUUAACUCCGAGCUCUUCUUCGAGAACAAGUCUCUGUCCCGCAAUGUCUCUCUUGUCCCCACCUCCGCUCACACUGGUGAGGGUGUUCCUGAUAUGCUGAAGCUCCUAACCAGCUUGACCCAAGAGCGGAUGACCAACUCCCUGAUGUACCUGUCCGAGGUGGAGUGUACAGUUCUGGAAGUCAAGGUCAUUGAGGGUCUCGGUACCACUAUUGAUGUUGUCCUGUCCAACGGUAUCCUUCGUGAAGGUGACCGUAUCGUGAUGUGCGGUCUUAACGGGCCAAUCACAACCAAUAUUCGUGCACUAUUGACACCAGCACCGCUCAAGGAGCUGCGUCUGAAGUCUCAAUACGUUCACAACAAGGAGGUUAAGGCUGCGCUUGGUGUGAAGAUCGCUGCCAACGACUUGGAGCACGCCAUUGCCGGCUCCCGUAUGCUGGUUGUCGGUCCUGAUGAUGAUGAGGAGGAUCUUGAGGAUGAGGUUAUGUCCGAUCUCGAGAACCUGCUGAGCCGUGUUUCUACCGAUCAGCGUGGUGUCACCGUCCAGGCCUCCACCCUGGGUUCCCUCGAGGCAUUGCUGGAGUUCCUCAAGGUCUCCAAGAUUCCCGUUGCCAACAUUUCCAUCGGUCCUGUCUACAAGCGUGAUGUCAUGAUGGCUGGAACCAUGCUGGAGAAGAACAAGGAAUACGCCGUCAUGCUGUGCUUCGAUGUCAAGGUUGAUAAGGAUGCACAGGCCUACGCCAACGAUAUUGGUGUCAAGAUCUUCACCGCUGACAUUAUCUAUCACUUGUUCGAUAACUUCACUGAACACAUGGCUCAACUCACAGAACAGCGCAAGGAGGAGGCCAAGCUUCUUGCCAUCUUCCCCUGUAUCAUUAAGCCCGUUGCUGUCUUCAACAAGACCGAUCCCAUCGUCAUCGGUGUUGAUGUCAUUGAGGGAAGCUUGCGCAUGCACACUCCUUUGGCUGCCAUCCGUACUAACGCCGCUGGUGUCAAGGAGAUUGUCGACAUCGGCAGAGUCACAUCCAUCGAACGUGAUCACAAGGCCGUCCCCGUCUGCAAGCGUGGUCAGCCCUCCGUCGCAGUGAAGGUUGAGGGCCCCAACCAGCCCAUGUACGGCCGCCACCUCGAGGAGAAAGACCAGUUGAUCUCGCACAUCUCCCGUAAGAGUAUCGACACCCUGAAGGAGUUUUACCGCUCCGAAGUCACCAUGGAAGAAUGGGCUCUAGUCAAGCGCCUCAAGCCCGUCUUCGACAUUCCUUGA